UAGUCCACAAAAAAUCAAAGACAGUAAUCGAGUUGGCAGCGAGCAUAAACCACUAACAAGAACAUUAUCUUUGUGAAAACACACACUUGUUGCAAUUUCUUCCUUUCGUUACGAUCUUUGCAUUUUCGUGUUGCGUCGUGUCUUGCAACAUGCGCGCUCUGUCAUCACCUGCAAUGCAGCGAGCCCUCCUCACACCCGCCACCACAACCACCACCUCAACCUCCUUCCUCCCUCUCCGUCCUCCGCUUCCACUUCCCAAUUUCAAAUUCCACAAGCCAUGCUCUCUCUUCACCAUCCGCAAUUGCAGUUCCAUCAGAGUCAAACCCUCCUCCGAAAUCCGAAAGAACCGCUCCGAUUCCGACGCCGCCGAUCCCAAGCUCACUGCGCUCCGCCGCCUCUUCUCCAAACCCCAAACCGCCAUCGACGCCUACAUCAUCCCUUCUCAGGAUGCUCACCAGAGCGAGUUCAUUGCUGAUUGUUACACGAGGAGAGCCUACAUAUCAGGUUUUACUGGUAGUGCUGGAACUGCUGUUGUUACCAAGGACAAAGCUGCUCUUUGGACUGAUGGUCGAUAUUUUCUUCAGGCGGAGAAGGAACUGAAUUCCAGUUGGAUUCUCAUGCGAGCGGGAAAUCCAGGAGUUCCUUCUAGUAGUGAGUGGCUCAAUGAGGUUUUGGCUCCUGGUGGCAGAGUUGGCAUUGAUCCUUUUCUGUUUACUUCGGAUGCUGCAGAAGAACUUAAGCAGGUCAUCUCUAUGAAAAACCACGAGCUUGUUUACUUGUACAAUACAAAUCUUGUAGAUGAAAUAUGGAAAGAAUCUAGACCAAAGCCUCCGAAUAAGCCAGUCAGAGUGCAUGACCUAAAGUAUGCUGGUUUAGAUGUAGCAUCGAAAAUGUCAUCUUUGAGGUCAGAACUUGUUGAUGCUGGUUCAUCUGCAAUCAUCAUCUCCAGGCUUGAUGAAAUCGCAUGGUUGUUGAACUUGAGAGGCAGUGACAUUCCACAUUCACCCGUUGUGUAUGCAUACUUGAUUGUGGAGAUUGAUGGAGCAACAUUAUUUAUCGAUGAUUCAAAAGUUACUGAAGAGGUGAGUGAUCACUUGAAGAAAGCAAACGUAGAGAUCAGGCCAUACAAUUCAAUCAUAUCUGAAAUUGAAAGAUUGGCAGCACGAGGUGCUUCCCUUUGGUUGGAUACUUCAUCUAUUAAUGCUGCUAUUGUAAAUGCCUACGACGCUGCCUGCGACAGAUAUAGUCAGAAGACUCAGAACCAUGAGAGUAAACACAAAACUAGGAGCAAAGGUUUUGAUGGCUCCAUUUCGGAUGUACCCAUGGCUGUCUAUAAAGUCUCCCCUGUUUCUCUAGCAAAAGCCAUAAAAAAUGAAUCAGAGUUAGCAGGAAUGAAAAAUUGUCAUUUAAGGGAUGCUGCUGCCCUCGCUCAGUUUUGGGAUUGGCUAGAGACAGAAAUCACCAAGAAUAGGGUAUUAACAGAAGUAGAAGUUUCAGACAAACUUCUCGAGUUUCGCUCAAAACAAGAUGGUUUUUUGGAUACGAGCUUUGACACCAUAAGUGGUUCUGGUCCAAAUGGUGCUAUAAUACACUACAAGCCUGAACCAGAGAGUUGUAGUGUUGUCGGUGCAAAUAAACUAUUCUUAUUGGAUAGUGGUGCUCAAUAUGUUGAUGGCACAACUGACAUAACACGGACAGUUCAUUUUGGCAACCCUACUGCUAGAGAAAAAGAAUGCUUUACCCGAGUUUUGCAGGGACAUAUAGCUCUUGAUCAAGCAGUCUUCCCAGAAAAUACCCCUGGUUUUGUGCUAGAUGCAUUUGCCCGUUCCUUUCUUUGGAAAGUUGGACUUGACUACAGGCAUGGGACUGGGCAUGGUGUAGGAGCUGCAUUGAAUGUUCAUGAAGGGCCUCAAAGUAUUAGUUACCGUUUUGGAAAUUUGACCCCUCUUGUGAACGGCAUGGUUGUUAGCAAUGAGCCUGGUUAUUAUGAAGACCAUGCCUUUGGUAUUCGGAUAGAGAAUCUCCUGUAUGUGAGAAAUGUUGAGACACCAAAUCGUUUUGGAGGAGUUGAAUACCUAGGUUUUGAAAAGCUUACAUAUGUACCCAUUCAGAUUAAAUUGGUUGAUUUGUCUCUGCUAUCAGUUGCGGAGAUUGAUUGGCUUAACAACUACCACUCACAAGUCUGGGAAAAGGUUUCACCAUUGGUGGAUGGCUCUGCUAGCGAAUGGCUUUGGAACAACACUCAACCUAUCAUUCAUGAGAGAAUUUAAUGAUUUUCAUGUUAAUGUUCUGUUGGCACCUUUGCUUCACAUUCUAUACUUCAAUUUGUUUGUAUUAGGAGACGCUGUGAGUAAAAUAGUGAAUAGGGACUGCAGGAAUUUAAUCAUAUGAUUGAAUCUUGGCCAGGAAAAUUAGCAUUUAGCCAUUUUUUUGCAGUACUAAAGUAUGCUUGUCUUAUGGUAUUCAUUAUAAUUUCAUACUCUUGUUAAAGUUUGCAUUCUAUAUUGACUUUGUGAAUUAUAUACAUUAUAUAAAAAAGGUCUCAAUUUCUUGCUUUUCA
This is a messenger RNA of Lotus japonicus, 2560 nucleotides long. RefSeq names its product aminopeptidase P2. Gene Ontology annotation, molecular function: metalloaminopeptidase activity. The record is from RefSeq and is a predicted model, not a curated record. The transcript is spliced from 13 exons. Bases 150 to 2270 code for a protein of 706 amino acids. NCBI's taxonomy places the organism in Eukaryota, Viridiplantae, Streptophyta, Magnoliopsida, Fabales, Fabaceae.